Messenger RNA from Procambarus clarkii (red swamp crayfish), 1926 nucleotides. The record is from RefSeq and is a predicted model, not a curated record. NCBI's taxonomy places the organism in Eukaryota, Metazoa, Arthropoda, Malacostraca, Decapoda, Cambaridae.
AUGAAAAGAAGCGGAUGCCCUAAAAAGUGGCGCUGGAUGGGAGAAAUGGAUGGAACCCCUGGACCGUGGGAAGUACCAGAAACCCUGGACCGUGGGAAAGUACCAGAAACCCUGGACUGUGGGGAAGUACCAGAAACCCUGGACCGUGGGAAGUACCAGAAACCCUGGACCGUGGGAAGUACCAGAAACCCUGGACCGUGGGAAGUACCAGAAAACCGUGGACCGUGGGAAGUACCAGAAACCCUGGACCGUGGUACCAGAAACCGUGGACCGUGGGAAGUACCAGACCAAACCGUGGACGUGGGACCAGUACCAGAAACCGUGGACCGUGGGAAGUACCAGAAACCGUGGACCGUGGGAAGUACCAGAAAACCUGGACCGUGGGACAAGUACCAGAAACCCUGGACCGUGGGAGAAGUAACAGAAAACACUGGGAAGUACCAGACCGUGGGAAGUACCAGAAACCGUGGACCGUGGGAAGUACCAGAAACCCUGGACCGUGGGAAGUACCAGAAACCCUGGACCGUGGGAAGUACCAGAAACCCUGGACCGUGGGAAGUACCAGAAACCCUGGACCGUGGGAAGUACCAGAAACCCUGGACCGUGGGAAGUACCAGAAACCGUGGACCGUGGGAAGUACCAGAAACCCUGGACCAUGGGAAGUACCAGAAACCCUGGACCGUGGGAAGUACCAGAAACCCUGGACCGUGGGAAGUACCAGAAACCUCAGACCGUGGGAAGUACCAGAAACCCUGGACCGUGGGAAGUACCAGAAACCCUGGACCGUGGGAAGUACCAGAAACCCUGGACCGUGGGAAGUACCAGAAACCUCAGACCGUUGAAAGUACCAGAAACCUCAGACCGUGGGAAGUACCAGAAACCUCAGACCGUGGAAAGUACCAGAAACCUCAGACUGUGGGAAGUACCAGAAACCCUGGACCGUGGGAAGUACCAGAAACCUCAGACCGUGGGAAGUACCAGAAACCUCAGACCGUGGGAAGUACCAGAAACCUCAGACCGUGGGAAGUACCAGAAACCUCAGACCGUGGGAAGUACCAGAAACCCUGGACCGUGGGAAGUACCAGAAACCUCAGACCGUGGGAAGUACCAGAAACCUCAGACCGUGGGAAGUACCAGAAACCCUGGAUCGUGGGAAGUACCAGAAACCUCAGACCGUGGGAAGUACCAGAAACCUCAGACCGUGGGAAGUACCAGAAACCUCAGACCGUGGGAAGUACCAGAAACCUCAGACCGUGGGAAGUACCAGAAACCCUGGACCGUGGGAAGUACCAGAAACCCUGGACCGUGGGAAGUACCACAAACCUCAGACCGUGGGAAGUACCAGAAACCCUGGACCGUGGGAAGUACCAGAAACCUCAGACCGUGGGAAGUACCAGAAACCUCAGACCGUGGGAAGUACCAGAAACCUCAGACCGUGGGAAGUACCAGAAACCCUGGACCGUGGGAAGUACCAGAAACCUCAGACCGUGGGAAGUACCAGAAACCCUGAACCGUGGGAAGUACCAGAAACCUCAGACCGUGGGAAGUACCAGAAACCUCAGACCGUGGGAAGUACCAGAAACCUCAGACCGUGGGAAGUACCAGAAACCCUGGACCGUGGGAAGUACCAGAAACCCUGGACCGUGGGAAGUACCAGAAACCCUGGACCGUGGGAAGUACCAGAAACCCUGGACCGUGGGAAGUACCAGAAACCCUGGACCGUGGGAAGUACCAGAAACCCUGGACCGUGGGAAGUACCAGAAACCCUGGACCGUGGGAAGUACCAGAAACCUCAGACCGUGGGAAGUACCAGAAACCUCAGACCGUGGGAAGUACCAGAAACCUCAGACCGUGGGAAGUACCAGAAACCCUGGACCGUGGGAAGUACCAGAAACCUCAGACCGUGGGAAGUACCAGAAACCCUGA